This is a messenger RNA of Hydractinia symbiolongicarpus, 7442 nucleotides long. RefSeq names its product neogenin-like. NCBI's taxonomy places the organism in Eukaryota, Metazoa, Cnidaria, Hydrozoa, Anthoathecata, Hydractiniidae. Gene Ontology annotation, molecular function: protein binding. Bases 321 to 6155 code for a protein of 1944 amino acids. The transcript is spliced from 29 exons. The record is from RefSeq and is a predicted model, not a curated record.
CUCUAAGGAGCGAAGACGUGAAACAUAUCGAGUGUUUGAGUCGAGUGUUUGAUUUUUGAGAAAUUGUCUAGGACGAGGAAUUGAUGCGUCCAAUAUGAGGGUAAGAAACACGAAAUGCGAUGAAAUUUGAUUAAAGAACGUUUGAUAGAAGUUCAAGAUGAUGAAAGCUAAUCAAGUGCUGAGAUAUUUCUUUGAAAUAUUUAAAACUUUGAGAAUUUGAGUUCGGAACGGUGAGUCCCAAAAUUAUAUAACUAUUUUAAUUUUAGGUAAACUAGCAAAACAUAUGAAUUUAUAUUAAACAGACCUUGACACAUAUAACAAUGUUUUUAAAUGCGCUGGUUUGUUUACUAUGUGCUAAUCUCUUCUCCGUGGGUGCUGAUUAUAUGUAUCCCGUCUUGACGGAAGAACCACAAGAUGGAUUUGGUUUUGAAGAUCAACCCUUAACACUAAGGUGUAGGGCCACAGGAAACCCUCCUCCCGUGAUCACAUGGUUAAAAGAUAAUAGAGAAAUGACGAUAACAGGCACCAAUAAAAAGAAGACCAAAGAAGGAGAUUUAAUAAUUGAAAAAUUUAAUCCCGUGGAUGAUGUUGGAAAUUAUAAAUGCCAAGUCAGCGUUUCGGAUUCAACUUUACGGCUUACACUGGUUUCAAGAGUUGCUAACAUAAAAAGAGCAGUCUUUCCAAAAUUCUUCCAAUCUGAGGCUGCUCCGACUACUGCAUACUCUGGUGGUUCGAUCCGCAUGUUCGUUGAUGCCAGUAACUUUGUACCAUACCCUCAAAUCGGUUGGAACUAUCGUGGGAAACCAUCUAUUCGCAACAACGACCCGAGGUUUACAGUUUUACCACAAGGUGUUUUGCAUAUUUAUGGUUUAACCUCAGCAGAUGAUGGCGAGAUUAGAGCAAUCGCCAGAAGCGUAGGCGGCGGAACAAAAUCCGCCCAAAUCCAUGCUGGAAAGUUCGCAAAGGUGACGAUUACUGAUGGUUCAACACGACCCUCGGGUAAAGGCUUCUAUUUCUUGGGCAAACCUAAAGACAUCAACUUAAAGUGGGGACGCAGUACAAUUCUGGAAGCUUUAGCUGAUAGUUCUGAUUCCGUAACAUAUGAUUGGUAUAAGGAUGGUAAAAUCAUUUCAUUUGGGUCCACUAAGUUCACACGUUUUGGUAAAGGAAAUUUGAAGAUCUUAUACGCUAAUGAAAAAGAUGCUGGGACAUAUAAAGUAGUAGCAACAUCAGGAGGCAAGACACUCGAAGCUAGUGCAAAAGUGAAUGUAUUCAGUGCUCCACAGUUUACAGAAAUACCGCCAAGGAGAGUGUAUGCAGAAGUUGAUGGCAAAGCAACAUUUAGAUUCAAAGUAAUCGGAACCCCAAAACCAAAGAUAAACUGGUUUCACGAUGGUGUUGCGGUAGACGCAUCAGCCGAAUAUAUUGAAAUGGGAGACGAUUUUAUAAUAGUAAAAGAUUUAAUUGAAAAUGAUAAAGGAAUGUACCAAGUCAGAGCAAGUAAUUCGAUGGGUGACGCGCAAACUUCUCUUGAGUUGAUCAUCGUAUCGAAAGGUUUUACAACACCUGGAACAAUUCCUACAACAACGCCUUUGUUUCCUGGACAAGCAAGAAAUGUGCAAGCAUAUGCCAAAUCUGACACAGAGAUAAACAUCUCAUGGCAAGAGCCAUCUGUCACAAAUGGCCUCAUAACUGGUUACAAGCUGAUAUAUUUUAGCACCCUAGACAGAGCUACAACGCUUUCUAUUAAUGGUAACCAAAGGUUUACUACAGUAAAUAAUUUGAAUCCCGAUACCUCCUAUACUUUUAAAAUACAAGCUGGAAAUUCAUAUGGAUAUGGAACUUUGUCUGAUGUUGUAUCUGCUAGGACAAAUCCUUCGCAGUCUGCUCCUGGAGCUGUUCAAAACAUUCAGUCAUCACUUAGUGGCACUACAUUAAGCAUCUCAUGGUCUCCGCCAUCAAGUGGUGUAUUACCAACAUUUUACAAAGUAUUUUAUUCUAAUACCGCUGGGAGUUCUACUCCAAUUGAAAAACAAACUACAGGAACUUCAAUCUUGUUGGAUAACCUUGCACCAGAUAGUACUUAUAAAUUUUGGAUUGUACCCUAUGCUGGUAGCCUCGUAGGUGUAAAAUCACCAGAAACAUCAGUCACUGUUCCUCGUGACACAAGCACAUUGAAACCUAAUGCAAUCUCUAACUUACAAGUUACUGCUGCUACACAAACAUUAGCAAAUGUUCAGUGGGACGAACCAAAAAGUGGACCAAAGGUGGAUAGUUAUACUGUAUUUUAUCGCAACAUUGAUGUUUCGAAUUCCCCACUAUUGAGUAGCUCCACUUUAACCACAACAGCAAUAAUUCAAAAUCUUCUGCCACACACAAGAUAUGAAGUCCAUGUGGUGCCUUACAGUAAAGGAAAUGCUGGUCCUAAGUCACCAACGCAAAUUGUGAGAAUGUUAGAAGAAGUGCCUCCACCACCAAUCAAUUUAUCCCCUGUGUCAUUUGGUAGUGACUCAGCAAAAGUACGCUGGACUUUCAUUCCUUCUAAUAGCUUUAGAGGAAAUCUUCAUUCAUACAAAUUGCAAUACUAUGAGCAGGGUAUGAAGAAACAGACCUUAAAAAACAUUGAGAAUAUACCAACAAAUGUUAACGAAAAAAGAGUUGAAAAUUUAAAGUCAGAAACAUCAUAUAUUUUUCUUGUGCGAGGUGUUAGUGGUGGAGGUUCAGGAAAACCUUCAAAUCUGUUAAAUAUUAAAACUAGGGAUGUUACCAAGCAAGGACCAUCAAAACCAGUCAGUUUUAGAGCAAUACAUCACCCUGAUGCACCUGAUGUCAUCAUACUAACAUGGGAUGAACCACAACUUGUCACUGGAAAAGUCAACAGUUAUGUGGUAUUUUACCGACCUGAGGGAAGGUCAACUUGGGACAGUAGGACAACAACAGGCGAUGCAAGAGGAUAUAACAUUUCGCAGAUAACAUUGGGAACAACUUAUGAGACGUAUGUUGUGGCAGUUGAUGAUAAUGGAAAAGGUGUUGAUACUAGGACAGUGCGAGUACCUACACUAAGUGAACAACUAAAACCAGAUCCUCCAAUUCAGUUAGCUGUAAUUCCAAAAGCAGAUUCAUUGACAGCAACAUGGAAGCCACCAUCAUCCUCAUCCCCUGCGGUUGUUCGUGGUUAUAAAGUUGUUAUAAAAAACCUUAAAACGAAUAUGCAAAUUUUCACUGGAAAGUUGCCUAGUCGACAAAACACCAACAUCCAUUUAAACAAUCGUGUUGAACCUGAAACACCUUACUCGGUAUCAGUUCGAAGUUAUAAUGAGUAUGGGUCAAGCACUGAAGUAAAACAAGAUGUUAAGACAUUAAUAAGUUCUGCUAUUAUCGUCAUCAACGUUGAGCCAAAAGUGAAUGGUAUAUCUUUUAAAUGGAAAGAUACAAAGCCUACAGGUGGAUAUGAAAUAAGGUAUAACGUGUAUGACAUCAAUGGCAUUCCAAAAACAAUCAUCAAAACCACCACAGCUUCUGAAAUUGAUGUGGCAGAUCUCACGCCAUACACUCAAUAUCAGUUUUUCGUGAAGCGGAAGACAGAUCCUGGAUUUCCUGUGAUUGAAACUUUAAAAGCAAGAACACUUGAAGCUGUUCCCAGUGCUCCAUUAGACGUCACAGCACAAGGCAUCUCAAAAUAUCCAACAUGGCUGAUUUUAAGUUGGCAAGUACCAAGAUUUCCUAAUGGGAAAAUUCAAGAAUAUGUUAUUCUGUAUUCAACUGACAAAGAAUUGCCAUGGACGCAAUGGCCUUCCAUACACACAAAAAGUGUUAGCAUGGUCCACAAUGUUACUGGUCUUACCAAAGGGACAUUGUACUACUUCGUGAUCUACGCAAUAAACGGAGCAGGUGCAGGUGCAAAAUCAGUUUUGUAUGGAACGAAAACAGGAGGUGUUGGUGUUCCAGGUGGUGUUCUACCUAACACUGGUGAUGAAGGAGUGAUUAUUGUUCCUGCCAAUCUGCCUCACAAUCACACCAUUGGAGGUGGUUUAGGGCUAUGGUGGAUUUUAUUCUUCAUUAUCUUAUUCAUUCUCCUGUUACUGCUGCUGCUACUUUUGCUGUGGUGUUGUUGCUGCAAGAAAAAGGGUGGAUGUGCUGCUUGUUGCUGGCCAUGUUGUCCCUGCUGUAAGAGUUGUUGGUAUUGCUGUUGUCUGCCAUUUUGUUUAUGCUGUUGUCCGUGUUUUUGUAGGCACAAAAAGAGAAAAGACGAAAAAGUUUAUAUCACUGCACCCAUUCUGAGUGUCGAAGAGAAGGCCAAAAAUGGCCAUGCCGCUAUGGGCGCCCCGCCAGACUUGUGGAUGACCAGUAAGAGGGAUAAUAUUGAGCUGAUGCCACUGACAGCAAAUGCUGAUGCUGACUACUCUGGCGCAGGUUCUGUUGUUGCCUCAUUAAGUCGACAGACCAGCAAAAGUUCAGUAGCGAAUGUGAAGGUUCCUGUACCAGGCGAUACCACGUUCAUAUCCUAUAAGACAUCUCUUCAUGAUUAUUGCCAAAAAGUGGGAUGGCUUGCUCCUAUUUAUCAGACGAACCAAUUGCAAAGUGGGUGUCAGUCUAAAGUUUCAUUUGCUGGCUUCGCUUACGGUAGUGGAAAUGAGUAUGGGACAUCAAACCAAGAUGCCGAACAACGCGCCGCUCAUGCCGCCCUUUGUGGACUGGGCGUGUUAGAUGCGGGAAGUAAAUUCGUACCCGAUGCUAACAUAGCCGUCCCAGGCCCUGGCGAUGCUUCAUUUAUUUCGUACAAAUGUAGCUUGCACGAUUUUUGCCAACAGUGUAAUAUUCUGCCACCCAGAUUCAGCACAUCCAGUCAUGAAAAUGGACAUAGUUCAUCCGUACAAGUUGGUAGUCAUACUUUCAACAUGCAGCAUCGUGUACGAAGUAGUCAAGAGGCUGAACAAAAAGUAGCUUCCAUAGCUCUGCAAGGAUUAUGCAUGACAGACUCACAGGCUGGAUACCAUCCUGAAUCUUGCUUUACUGUUCCUGGUCCGGGCGAUCCGAAUUUCGUUUCGUUUAAAAGCAGUUUGCACGACUUCUGCCAGCGAUACAAGCUUCCACCACCGCAAUACAUUACCAAUCAGGGUACACAAGGUUUCUCUGCGAAGCUCAAAUUUGGUGGCUUAUUCUUUCAAAGUAGCGAUUACUUCACUACGCGUUUGGAAGCAGAACAGCAUGCUGCAUUCGAAGCACUGCAAGGGUUAGGUUUACUUGAAUCUUGUGUUGAAUUUGGUGCUGCUCUAGAUGCUAACCUAACAGCAGGGCCCUCGGGAGGGGUGAAUUUAACUCAUGGGAGUGGCAUGAUAACUGUUGGUACGAUGGGAGGUACAUUACCAUCUACAUAUUCAAGCUCACGACAAGGCUCUAGGGCGGGGUCAAGACCACCAUCCAGACCGGGAUCCAGGCCUCCAUCGCGACCGGGCUCAAGACAAGGUUCACAAAAUCACCUUAAUCAAUAUGGAACAACUACAUCGUCAUACUCCAACUCUAAUUCAACUUCCUACGGCGCCUCUGGCGUUUCCUACGGCGGUGGCACUUCAACCUUCGUAGGCGGUGCAUCUGGUUUGUAUGCAACUCCCCAGCGUGAUACUGCUCCAUCUCCUGGUCCAACUGCAGCUCCUACAAUCGGUCCACGUAGUUAUAGUUCUGGAAGUGGCUUCCAAAAUCAUUACAGUACUGGUGGAACAAGCGGAUAUGCUUCUAAUACAGGAUACAAUGAAGGUUCUUACACGUCUACACCAUUGCCUUCGAAUGGAACGCUUCCUAGAAGUCGAUCGAAGUCCGUCGAACCAAAUCAGGAAUAUCACAUUAGCGGCACCGGCGGUGGUGGAACGUCGACUUUUAGUUAUUCGUUGUCGUAUCAACAUACAACGGCGUCUUCGACGUUACCUAGGAAACCGCCUCCACAAAUGUUGGGCAAUAGUGCUUAUUCACAGUAUGUUGGUAGAUCGAGCACACGUGGUUAUGGCAGUGCACAGAAUGUUAGUAGUGAUUAUGAUCCGUUACCAAAUUAUCGAUCUGCCAGCCAUCCAGCGCUUACUGAUCUGGAGAUGGAAAUGGCAGGCUUGGAAGGACUUAUAAAAGACUUGAACGGAAUUACAAAUUCUGGCAAAGUAGCAUAACAUAAUUUUUUUGAAUUUUCAAAAUUAUAUUUGCAUUAUACUUUACAAAGAAUCCUAAUCUAUUCGCCAGUUUUCUAUCUUGAACUCGUGUCAAAUUUACGUCGAAUCAUUCUUAAAGAAGUUAUGUAUCUUCGUAGCUUAUUACUAAUAUAGCUGAUGCAUUUUUAACGAGGAAAACGUAAAGUAUUGUUCACAUUUCUAACAUUGAUAAUUAUUUCAUAUCGAAGAAUGGUUAAACCUUAGUUUCUUUAGUUAAGCAAUUUAGCCUGAACUUACAACAAUCGCUAGCUUGGUGACGUAAAAUAAAAUUUUACCCUCAUCUAUACAACACGAAACACUACAUGGCAUUGUUAGCGCCUCUAAAGGCUGCUUUGAAUUGUACUUAGUGUAAACAGUGUUUUAGAUAUUUUAAUUCGUGAAAACGAUGUUUUUAUGAUGUAUGACGAAAUGCGUGAAGUUUUAUAUAGUGUAAGUUGUUAUUUUUUUAAAUAUGUAUUUAUUUCGAUGCAGAAAAAAAUCGAAACGUAAUUUUUAUAUUCUGUACAAGCAUAACAUAUGAUAAUGCAACGCCCUUUUUCCACUGCACAUUUGUAAAUUUUCUUCUUCUUAGUAAAGUUUUUGUUUCGUUAUUUAUUAGUUUUUUUAAAAGUCGUAUUUUUUUCUAAGAACACACGAAUACAAAGAUUUGGCGGUCACAAAAUUAAGUAUUGUGGGAGAAUCUUUUCAAUAAUUUAUUAUUCAUUUUUAAUUUACUAAAUACUUCAUUUUUUCUUUUAAGUAAUUUUACUCCAAAUGGAGGAAAAGUUAAACUUUGUUAAAUUAAACAAACAUAUUUUUAUAUUAAACAUAUUUUUUUGGUGUUUUUUUUUUCAUCUUGAAUAUUUAUUAUACAAAUUGAUUGUUUUUUGUUACGUCUGCAGUGGGCUUUUGAAUUUCAAUAUCAGUUUCUAAAAAUCUGAGUACUACUAUUUAGGAUAAAAUUGUUGUUAAAAUAAUUAGAACUUUUAUAAUUAUCAAUUUAUGUGCCAUAUGAAACUUUAGUUGGAAACUCUCAUUAAAGUGUUAGGGUUAAGCUAGGCAACAAAUUGAUUGCCUUGUUUAUUUCAGACAAAGUCGCAAACUGCUUAGUUUCAAUUAGCACUGGCCCUAAACGUAUUCUUGUCGUUAAUUACGUUAAUCAAUACAGUGAAAUUAGCGAAAGUGACGGAAUAUGCGCCGUCACUGUAUUUACUUUUUUGUUAAACAAGCAUUAUUUAUAUGUAAAAAUACGUCAGUUCUUUAUACAAA